Messenger RNA from Panicum virgatum (switchgrass), 1385 nucleotides. RefSeq names its product apoptosis-inducing factor homolog B-like. Gene Ontology annotation, cellular component: cytoplasm. The record is from RefSeq and is a predicted model, not a curated record. Bases 43 to 1158 code for a protein of 371 amino acids. The transcript is spliced from 2 exons. Gene Ontology annotation, molecular function: electron-transferring-flavoprotein dehydrogenase activity; flavin adenine dinucleotide binding. NCBI's taxonomy places the organism in Eukaryota, Viridiplantae, Streptophyta, Magnoliopsida, Poales, Poaceae.
UGCAGCUAGCUAGGGACUCAGUAAUCCGGCCGGUCAGCCACCAUGCUGCGGUCCACCGGCGACCGCGUCGUCAUCGUGGGCGGCGGCAUCGCCGGCGCCCUCCUCGCCAAGACGCUCCAGAACCACGCCGACGUCGUCCUCAUCGAUCCCAAGGAGUACUUCGAGAUCCCGUGGGCGAACCUGCGCGCCAAGGUGGACCCGGCGGCCGUGGAGCGCACCGUGAUCCCGCACGCCGACUACCUGACGCACGCCAAGGUGGUGACCGCCUCCGCCGUCGGCAUCGACGACUCCGUCGUGCUCACCUCCAUCGGCCGCGCCGUCGCCUACGACUUCCUCGUCGUCGCGACGGGCCGCACCUGCACCCGCCCGCAGAAGCAGUCGGAGCGGCUGGAGAUGUUCCAGCGCGACAAGGAGCGCAUCGACGCCGCCGAGUCGGUGCUCAUCGUCGGCGGCGGGCCCAUCGGCGUGGAGCUGGCCGCGGAGAUCGUGAUGAAGAGCCCCGAGAAGCGCGUCACCAUCGUCCACGGCGGGCCGCGGCUGCUCAAGGUGAUGGGCGCGCGGGCCUCGGCCAAGGCGCUCGAGUGGCUCCGCUCCAAGCACGUGACCGUGCUGCUCGACCAGACCGUCGACCUCGCCGGCGCCACCCCGGAGACGCGGGCCUUCACGACGUCGGCGGGGGAGACGGUGGAGGCGGACUGCCACUUCGUGUGCACGGGGCGGCCCGUGGCCUCCGGGUGGCUCCGGGACUCGUUCCUCGGGGAGCACCUGGACGAGGCCGGCCACGUCCGGGUGGACGACCACCUCCGCGUGGGCGGGCUCAAGAACGUGUUCGCCGUCGGCGACAUCACCGACGUGCCGGAGGCGAAGCAGGGCCACCUGGCGCAGCGGCAGGCGAUGGUGGUGUCGCGGAACCUGCGGCUGCUGGUGAAGGGCGGCGCGUGCAGCAGGGAGGAGAAGCUGCACCGGUACAAGCCGUGCCCGAGGGCCUCCAUCACCGUCACGCUCGGCCGCCGCGACGCGCUGGCGGAGCUGCCGUUCAUGACGCUCAUCGGCCACAUCCCCGGCGCCGUCAAGCCCCGGGACCUCUUCAUCACCAGGACGCGCAGGAUGAUGGGACUCAAGAGCAAACCCUACGGCACCAUGCCGCGCGUCAUGUGAUCGAUCGGCGAGAGACGCUCCGGCCGCCGGCCCCAACCCGGCGAGUGAUCUGCCGAUCGAUGCACCGAUCGAGCAGAUGGAGACUAUCUAGCUGGGUUCUCUGAAUUUUUGCCGCCUCAUCGUCGUCGUCCUUGCUAGAAUCGUUUGAUCGGAUCGGCUGAGAUGUUUACCUUUGUCUCGUGCACCCGUGUAUAUAUGGAACCAUGGAUAUGAACACCAUAUAUGGA